Daldinia loculata is the source of this 2229-nucleotide messenger RNA. RefSeq lists its product as uncharacterized. The record is from RefSeq and is a predicted model, not a curated record. The coding region runs from base 352 to 2229 and encodes 625 amino acids. The transcript is spliced from 2 exons. Gene Ontology annotation, cellular component: nucleus. NCBI's taxonomy places the organism in Eukaryota, Fungi, Ascomycota, Sordariomycetes, Xylariales, Hypoxylaceae.
CUAAACUAUUAGCUUUUUACCUCAUCACCGCUAUCUACUCGCCACUAAAACCCUUUGGGCUUGUUAUCUGCCAAUUACCGGUGCUCUUUCAGAUUCCGGGUCUAGUUUGGAUCUCUCCCGGUUUAUUUAUUGUGUUUGUAUUCGUUUGUCCCUACGUCAUUUCUUUCAGAUAUGGAGGGGUAGUGAUAGGCUCGCAAACCUCCCGAUUACCCCUAAACAUAUCGUUUGGCAUCGUUAGAGAUAUUUAUUAUUGAUAUCCCUCGAACUAGUCUUAGGCGCUACAGUACUAAGUUGCCUCAGUAUCUUCUUCCAUCGUUGUGAUCAUACCUAUUCGGAUCGCAUCAACUUGUCAUGGCUCGUAAGAAUAAGAAACGUCAGACUCAACUUACCUUUGAGUCUACUGGUGCUUCUAGCUCGCCGGGUCAAGCUACGCCUGCCAACGUACGAUUUUCUAAAAAUACAGGUGCGAGUAGUAGCCCAGGUCGCGCAUCCCCAGCCAUACAAGCAACUCGUUCUUCGGGCCGCUCUAAGAAAAGGCAGAGUAAACUACGAGGUACUGUUGGGUUAUCACAAAAUACGACAUCGCCGGCUAGGCCGCCCCCAGCAAGUUUCAUGCCAAAACUUCAUGACUCUAAGCGCCCCGUCGUGGGUGAUGAUUCCGACUCUGAGACUGAAGUGCCAGACCAAGAGGAAGGGGAUAACGUCCCUGUAAAGUCGUCGCAGUCUGUCUCAACCAGGCUUCAAAACACUGUCAUUGAUGAUGACGACGAUGACGAUGACGAUGAUGAACCAAUCGCUCCCCCCUCUACGCUAAAACGUCGACGUCCUCCUGUUAUCGCUUUAGAUGACUCGGAUGAAGAUGAGGAUGAGGACGACGAUGACCGUCCUAUUAUCCCGCCUAGCUCGCUGAAACGCCCGCGCCCGAGAUUCAUUGAACUUGAGGACUCGAGCAACUCGGAUGCUUCACCAGUGAAAAAGAGGAAGACAUCGGUCUCAACUCCUGGUCGACUUAAGAGACCAGCCUCUCUAGUUCCUUCUUCACCCACAAAACGAGGCGCACCGAAGGGCCAUCGUUCUGAAAAGCAGAAGAAGAUAGAACUUCUUCGCCGCCGAAGAGCUGGUGAGAAGAUUGAAAAGCUUACAUCUUCAGAAGACUCCGAUGAGGAGAAGCGUGGACUCUACGACACGGACCCGGAGGAAGAAUUCGUCGUCCUGAAGGAUUUCGAUGACGAGGAAUCAGAAGGUGAAGAGCAAGAAAAGGAGGAAAAGCCUGCUAAGCGAUUACGACGAAAGGAAAAGGAAGUUGUGGAGAUAAGCCAAGAGGAUAGCCAGGGAGAUGUCGAGGGUCAAGAAGAUGGAGACGACGACGAUAAGGACCUCGAAGAUUUUAUCUCCGAUGACGACGAUGCCCCUAUAGGAGCUCCUGCAAAUCUAGAUAUUCCCCUCGAAUUCACAGCUCAAGCGCAUAGACCACUCAAGGAUCAAUUCCCAUAUGUCAUCGAGUGGCUGGUCCAUAACCGUAUCAACCCUGCCUUCGAACGCAACGAUCCCGUCUACAACAACGCCUGGCGCAAACUAGACGACGAGAUCCGCGCCCUCGCAUCCUCCAAAUUUGCCUCCGCCGCUUGGAAGGCCGAGUUCUACCGUACUCUAAAAGGUAGGCCUAAAAUGGAAGCUUACGAGAUGGAUCGAUCCGAAAGAAGCGGUGGCCUGUACGAUUCAUGCGACGCCUGCGGCCGAAGCAACCACCCCGCCUCCUUCCGCAUUAUCUUCCAAGGACACCCGUACUACAAAAGCACCCUCGCAGACGUCGAAUCCGACACCGAGGAUAAUGACAGCAAUGAAGACGAAGACGACGACGACGACAACGAAAGCAACGCCGGUUCCAUCGACACGCAAGGCAUGACGCUACCUCCGGUAACCAGAGAAUGGCACGUAGGCGUCGUAUGCUGCAGUAACGCGGAAACGGCGCACAGUCUCAUCCACUGGAAACACGCCCUCAAGGAAUGGGUCGAGGAGCGGCUCGAAGACGACGGGUGGAUGGCUGCGCACAAGCUUAAGGAGCGCGAGCGCUUGAAAGCUAGGAAGCGCCGCGAUCUGGCGAAUGGGAUUGUUGACGGGUGGCGUGAGAAGGGUAUAGUGGCUGCGCUGUAUAAGGAUUUUAAGAGUACGCUUGAGAGCGCGCGGAAUAAGACUACGGGGGGGCGGGGGAGGGGACGGUUUCGGUAG